GGCAGGUCUCACAUGUCACAUCUGUUUUAGGAAGUGACAGAGUGUCACCCAAUAGCAGGAAACAAACCAUUUCUAUUAAUAUGACAGUACAAGGGGAGUUAUUGGGUGAAAGCUGUUCAUGAGAAGAGUCUAAAUUCUGUAAAAAGAAAGGCUUAAGUCCAAAAAGUAAGACGAGCCAUUCACAAGGGCAGAUGUUUUGUGCUGUGGGGUGAGUUGAUGCACCUGUUCUGAAACUUCACAAUUAUGGAUGGAGUUGUCUCACCCUCAGAAUCAGCAAUGUCUGGAUUCCACUACACGUGUGAGCUGUUGAUUGUACAUUCUUGCGAGGCUCAGGAAUGGGCUACAUAUCUGCAGAAAAUCUUGAAGUCUUCACGCAAGUUUCCCAAGAGGUCUAUCGUAUUGUAUGCAGUUGACCGUGCUGAACAGCUACAUGAAUGCGAAUUUAACAUUUUCUAUAAUAGUAAAUGCAUCGUGCUGCUGCUGACAACAGCAAUCCUGGACAUUCUAAAUGACCCUGAAGUCCUAGGAACUUUUCAGAGACUCCUUCAUCCUCCACACAGAGUGGUGGCGCUGUUGUGUGGGAUGUCGGAGGAUGACAUACCCACUGAAUGGUUUGAAAACUGGCAGCGCUGGAGAAAACUGUAUGCUGAAGACGAACCUGCUCUUUACAUCUCCACCAUUCUGGAAUCCAUCGCUGACUGUAAUGCAGAAGAGGCUGAACAUGAGGCGGAAGCUACACCAAAACCAGAAGCAAAACCAGAAGCAAAAACAGAGUGUGAAAUCCCUGUGGUUAUGAACCCCAAAGCGGAGGGGACAGAGGAAGAGUCCGUGACACAACCAGAGUGUGUCCAGGACGACAAAGACGAUGUGAGAACAGAGAUCCACCCAAACCAGGCAACGAGCCCUACACAUCCCACCUGUCUCACCGUUCAACCAAACAGAGUUUUAUGCGGGGACCAUGCAACUAUUUUUAUCAUCUUUUCUAAUAAACUGGACAACCAGUUGAAAAUGGAGGUGGUGGUUGCCUCUGAUGAUUCAACUGCAAAACGGGUUCUCGGGACUUUGGAGAAUGAAUACACUAUCAGUAUUAAUGCGCCUGAUAUGCCAGCAGGAGAGGUGUCACUCACUCUGUAUAGCAACGACUCACCAGUCUGUUUGAGGCCUGUAACAUACUACACAGCCAUGGGAGAAAUCAGCAGUUACCUUGAACAUGCAGCUGCUCCCCUGAACUUUAUGUGUCAGGCAUUCAAUUUUACAUCCAAUACCACAGAGUCACUUGACAAUUUGCUGACAGACUCAUUACAAUGRAGGAUCCCUGCAAGUGGACUUCAUGUYUUUGGAAUCAGACAGCUAGAGGAAGACAAUAUGGCUGCAUAUCAGCGAAAGGAGGAGCUUCCCACUCUGCUUCAUUUUGCCGCAAAGUAUGGGCUGAAGAAGCUGACAACAGUCCUGCUCCAGUGUCCAGGUGCCUUACAGGCCUACAGCGUGAUGAAUAAGAAUGGAGACUACCCAAAUACACUYGCAGAGAGGAGCGGCUUCUCUGAACUGAGACAGUUCAUAGAUGACUUUGUGGAGACAGCUGACACGGCUGAAGAAGAUGAGGAGGUGUACGAGUCCAUGUCCAACUCCUCUCAAGACGUCAUGAACGACUGCCUAAACCCUGGGUGUCAAGAAGACAUCUAUGAGACCAUGAUCGGGUUAAACCCUGACUCCAUGGAAGACCUAUAUGAGGACAUGGAGAAGGCAUUAGGAGAGUCUCAUAACCCGGAGGAAGUCAUACUUAGAACAUUUUUUCAAGGUAAACCUGAUGCAGGUGUGCCCCAAGUUGGGGAGCAUACAACUAAUGAAGAGGCGGGAGACCAGGUGGAAGAACCAGAGGAGUUUGAGGAAGAAGAACUUUACAAUAUGUGUAUUUCUGAUCAAAUCUAUGACACGGUGGACGAGAAUGCAAGCUACCUCCCGGAAAUUGUCAACCGUCCACCAGCCCCCGUUCCGAGACCUGUAACAUUUUCAGAGCCUGUAAGACCUGUAACAUUUUCAGAGCCGGAGGAGUCCAAGACCUACAUCUCAAGAGUGUUUUCAGCAAAAGAAGAAUCAAAUCCACAGAUGGACCUCAGAGAAACAGAGUCAUCCACUGUGAGGCCUGUGAGAGAUGGAGCCUCCACCUCCUCUUCCCACGACCCCUAUGCUGAGGUGAAGACCCAAGGCCAGAGGCAGCUCAUAGCCUUGCAGGAGAAGGUGAAGGUGGGGGUCCUGACUGUGGAUGAUGCUGUCAAGGAAUUCAAGACCUGGCAGUUUGAUGAGAAUAGGAGAUCUCAGUCUCUGCGUAAUCAACAGGAAAAUUUGAAGAGAUUACGAGGCAGCAUUACCAGACGCCACAAAGAGAGGGAGAAGAUUGGGAAGGAGAUCGGUCUGGAGAUAACCGCCCCACUGCAGAGGAACCUUCCCUGGAGCUCCAACACGGCUGUGGAGUGUUCUGUGUACGAGCCCACCCCACGGGUCAUUGCCCAACCCCCUCCUGUGACACGGUCAAGCCAGAGAAGCACCUGGAAGACUGGCAGUACCUCCAGCACAUCCAGUAGUGGCAGUAACAGACUCAGCACACAUAGUACGAUUAGCUACAGCAGCGGAACUGAGCCUGACUUUGAGGACACAGCAGACUUCUUCCCUCUACCCCCACGGCCCGCUGAGGCCGCACCUCUACCUCCUCCCCCCAGAAUCCCACCACGACUCCCAGACAGGGCUGCGGAGAGUUUGCUGGAGGAGCGUUACGUAUCAUACCCCUCUCGAGCUCUCCCUCAGAGACCAUCUCAGAGGACCACCUCUCCACCUCUCAUACCCCGGAGAACACGAUGACACACAGCUCCGCUGUUAUAGCAUUUUAAAUGACUGCCCUCUAAAAUAUCUAUCAAGAACAAAUCAAGCAGUGUUACUUACAGUAUUCAUACCCCUUGACUUAUUCCACAUGUUGUUGUUACAGCCUGAAUUCAAAAUUGAUACAAAUAUUUU
Salvelinus sp. IW2-2015 is the source of this 3009-nucleotide messenger RNA. Its product is annotated as phosphoinositide 3-kinase adapter protein 1. NCBI's taxonomy places the organism in Eukaryota, Metazoa, Chordata, Actinopteri, Salmoniformes, Salmonidae. Gene Ontology annotation, molecular function: signaling receptor binding; phosphatidylinositol 3-kinase regulatory subunit binding. Gene Ontology annotation, cellular component: cytosol. The record is from RefSeq and is a predicted model, not a curated record.